AUGAAAGAGAUUAAUAAAGCAUUAAAGAUUGAUCCAAAAUAUGCAGAUGCCUAACAAAUGAAAGGUUUAAUUUAUAUAAAUACUUAGGAUUAAUAUAAUUUUAAAAAUAUGAUAAACACAAUUGUCUUGAAAGAUAUGAAUAAAGCAAUAUUCCUUAACCCGAAUUAAGUUUCUAGUUAUUAUCAUAGAGGUAUGAAUGCUUUAUUCAGGCUUAGAUAAUUGUAAUAAAGCUAUAAAACUUAAUUCUGAGUUACUUUAGAUUAUAGUAAAAAGAUUAUUAAAACAUUUCUAUUAUUAAGAAUCUUUAAUGAGAGAUAGUGGAAAAUUUGAUGAAGCAUUAGAAUUGUAUUAAAAACAAUAGACUUAGAUAAGCAAUAUGUAAAAGCUUAUUUAAAUAGCAAUAGAAAAGUAGCUCUUUUAUUUAAAGAAAAAUAAUUACAAGAAGAAGCACUUAAAGAUUAGAAUAAAGCAAUCGAAAUUAAUCAGGAAAAUGCAAAUUUAUAUAUUAAUAGAGGUUAUUAAACACAUAAUGAUAGGAAGUCUUAUUAAAGGAUAUGAAAGAAUGGCAAUAGACAUUAUUAGAUUAUAAUAAUAAAAUAGAAUUAAAUCCAAAAAAAUGCUACUACAUAUUUAAAUAGAGGUAAUUUGAUUAAAAUAUUAAAUAAAGGUGUUUUAUUAUGCAAUAUCUCAGGAUAGAAAAAGCUUUAUAGGAUUAUGAUAAGGCAAUUAAAAUAAAUUCAGAUUAUACAAGUUCAUAUUUAAAUAGAGGUUUUAGAUAAUUUUAUAAUAUAUAGCUCUUUUUUUAUAGGAAUAUUUGAUAGACCAAGCACUUUUAGAUUAUAAUAAAAUAAUUGAUAUAUAUCCAGAAGAUUCAAGAACAUAUCUAAAUAGAGGUAAUUGAUACUUUUUAGAAUAUAGGUCUAUUAUAUUGGAGAAUGAAAAGGAAAAAUCUUUAAGGGAUUGUUUAUCAGCAUUAGAAUUAUACCCAAAUAAUUCACUUUAUCUCACAACAAUAGGAGAUUAUGUUGUAAUAUGAAAAGGUUCAUGAUUUAAUUUCAUGA
This is a messenger RNA of Paramecium sonneborni, 1061 nucleotides long. Lineage: Eukaryota; Ciliophora; Oligohymenophorea; Peniculida; Parameciidae. The record is from the annotation of a GenBank genome assembly.